UAUUCACUGUGCUCCUGGAACUGUUCCAGGCCUCCCAGCUCUGCCACCAGCGUGCAGAUUCAUCCAGUACCCACAAGGCUCACAAUCCUCAGAGGCAAGGGCAGACUCCAGGAAGGUGAUUCCUGUUACAAACCAGUGUCUGAAGGACUGGCAGGGCUCUGGGAAGACGCAACCGGAUCCUCGUCCCUUCCCUUCCUCCCCGGCGCUCUCGGGGUGAUUUCGGCAGCAGCCGCGCUCCGCAUGGAUUUCAUUGCUGGGGCCAUCGGAGGAACAGCCUGUGGUCUUGCUGCAGAUAUAUUUGUCCUGGGAAGGACCAUGCUGAGUCUUACCUUGCCCACAAAUUGCUCAUCAUGUGUGGUCUAAGCACAGCCGUGGGUUAUCCACUGGACACAGUAAAGGUGAGAAUUCAGACUGAGAACCACUACAGAGGAUUUUGGCACUGUGUUCAGGAAACAUACAGGACAGAGAAGGUCCGAGGAUUUUACAAAGGGGUGACUGCCUCAGUCCUCGCUGUAUCAGUGGUUUCCUCAGUGUCCUUUGGCACUUACAAGAACUUCCUGGGCGCCCUGUGCAAGCUGCGCUACGGGGCUGCAGAUGCCAAGCCGUCCAAGCUGGAUGUUUCCCUCUCUGGAGCUGCUGCCGGCGCUGCCCGGGUUGUGUUGACAAACCCUAGUGAAGUGGCUAAAGUUCGGAUGCAGACUCAGAGGAACCCAUGCCCUUCCACCACACAUCAGCCUGUUUCCAAGCCAAAGUACCAAGGGUCUCUGCACUGUCUGAAGGUUAUCAUCAAGGAGGAAGGUUUUGGGGGUCUCUACAAGGGCUGUUCUGCAUUACUCUGCAGGGAUUGCUCUGCUUCUGCAAUAUAUUUCCUUUCCUAUUCUGCUCUGUGCGACUGGCUCACACCGGAUGGGAGAAAUAAACCAGGUUUCCUUGUUGUGCUGCUCUCUGGUGGUUUUGCUGGAGUCCUGGCCUGGGGAUUAGCUACUCCCAUGGAUGUCAUCAAAUCGCGCAUGCAAAUAGAUGAAUCGGACCAGCACAAGUACAAAGGCCUGAUCCACUGUGUGAGGGAAAGUGUGAGAAAGGAGGGGGCAAAAGUGCUUUUCAAAGGACUGGGUUUAAACUGCAUUCGUGCCUUUCCUGUGAACAUGGUAGUGUUUGUAACAUAUGAAGGUGUACUGAGAUUUACAGACCAUUAUAUAAACAAAAAGUAGCUUGUUC
Molecule: messenger RNA, 1218 nt
Organism: Haemorhous mexicanus (house finch)
Lineage: Eukaryota; Metazoa; Chordata; Aves; Passeriformes; Fringillidae
Gene: SLC25A47
Product: solute carrier family 25 member 47
Exons: 7
Coding region: 351-1211 (286 amino acids)
Biological process (GO): transmembrane transport
Cellular component (GO): mitochondrion
Molecular function (GO): transmembrane transporter activity
Source: RefSeq, a predicted model, not a curated record